AUGGAAGAAACUACAGGAAUGGACUUGGAAUGUGGGAAGAAGGCAGGAGAGAUCAAGUCCGUUCCAGAAGGGACACGAAAACAGACGUGUCAUAUUUUGGACUCCCAAAUCCACGCUCCUGGUGCGCGCAAAGCUACCCUAACGAGCGUUGGGUGGGUGGCCGCCGGGAUGUUGGGGAGGGGUAGAGCACGCUUUUUUUACCUGACGGUCUCCCACGGCCUCUCGCGUUUCCGCUCCUUCUUCUUCGCUUCGUUUUUAUCCUUCGCCGCUCGGCCACUUUUUAAAACGGCCCCUGUGGUCGACCAAGUGGCAAGUGGACUACAUGUGGCCUCCAGCAUCCUUGGCAUGCGAGACAAGGGCCAGCCUCUUGGAAUCUUGAAAGAUACAAAGUAUUACGCCCUCCUCAGCCUCCCUAUCCCGACGCAUGCAAACAGCCCUACGACGAAUUGGGAUGAAAAACGGAGUCAAAGACGGCGUGACUUCCCUGGAGCCAUCGUUUUCAGCACCACGUUUGGGCAUUGA
Messenger RNA from Sporothrix schenckii 1099-18, 522 nucleotides. RefSeq lists its product as uncharacterized. Bases 1 to 522 code for a protein of 173 amino acids. The transcript has a single exon. NCBI's taxonomy places the organism in Eukaryota, Fungi, Ascomycota, Sordariomycetes, Ophiostomatales, Ophiostomataceae. The record is from RefSeq and is a predicted model, not a curated record.